UUGGAGGGGGAAAGAGAGAGAGAGAGAGAGAACGGGAGCGAAAUGUGUUGCGAGAGACGUUCCUCCGGUGAACAUGGACUGAGGACUUUCAUGCUUCACGGACAAGAACGGAAAAGUGGGUAAAUAUUGCCGAGAGAGAGCGUAAGCGGAGGCAGUGUGAGUAUUGAUGAGUGCGGCCGACGCCUUUCUGGGCCCGGGCCGCCCCCGUCCGCAGCAGGCCUCGUCGCCCUCCCGCCUCCAGGACCCGUGGGUGCCCCGCACCGACGGAGGGGCGAGAGCAGCUUCCCGCUCGCCGUCGCCGUCAGCCGCCACCACCGCCCCCCGCAGCGUCUUCUUCGACACGAUCGCCUCCAACCGGGCCCGGAGGGGCGACGCGAGGCAGGCGUCUACGUCGGCGCACGGCGACCUUGGCGACGUGGUGCUCUUCCUGCAGGGCGCCGAGCAGACGUCGGGCACGAAGCUCGACCACAGGAAUACCAAGGCCGGGAGGAAACACACCCAGCGGCAAGCGCAGCAAAGGGACCAGCAAGAUCAGGAACUUGUGCAAAUUAAUCAACAAGUUCAGCAGCUGCUCCAGCAGCAACAGGCCCAGCAGCAGAAAAUUCAGCAGGAGGGAGCUAGGUACCAACAGCUUCAGAGACAAUAUCAGCAGAUAAGCACGCAGCUACAGAAGCAGACGCAGGUUUUCCAGACGUUACAGCAGCAGUAUUUAGAUUUCACUCAGCGGUAUCGCCAAAAGAGGCGGCAAACUCCUCAACAGCAAAGUCAGCAGCUGCAAUGGCAACAGUAUUAUCAAUAUAAAAUCAGCCACCAGCACCAGCAAGUACAGCAGAUAGGGCAACAACAGGCUCAGACACACCAGCAACUAGUGCAGCUCUACCAGCAAUUGCAGCAACAACAACAGGCACAACAGCAGCUACAGCAACAUUUGCAACAACAACUACAACGACAAGAGCAGCUCCAAAAGCAGCAAGAGCAGCGAGAGCAAGAGCAACGAGAACAAGAGCAACGAGAGCAAGAACAGCUGCAGCAGCUGCAGCCGCCGCAGAGGCCACGCUCCCGCUCGACCUCCCCGAAGCCCGACGCCGGCCAGCAGCGGGACGACGCCUCGUUCGACGCCAUCAACUCCCUCCUUCGUAAUGUGCUAGAGGCGGAGGACGAGGACGAGGAGGAAGAGGAGGACGAACACGACGUUGAUUUAGUGGAACUGUUAGAAGAGGAAGAAGAAGAGGAAGAGGACGACGAGGAGGAGGAAGACGAAGAGUCUCUGGCAGACCAAGAAGAUCUGAAAAACAAAGUCGAACAGUGUGCGGCGCAGAUCCGAUCCCUGAGCACAGACGACCUAGUAAGUAGUGACUUGGAAGUUGUGCCUCGCGUGCGCCGGGCUUCGCUGUGCCUCAGCAAAGGACCCUCACACCUGAACGUAGGGCCCUCCUUGACGCACCUAGGCCCAAGCGGCGUCCAAAAAGGUCCCGCCCACCUGAACAAAGGACCAGCGCGCCUCAACAAAGGGCCCAGGUACCUGAGCCGAGGGCCGAGUAAACUCAGCAAAGGGCCACAAGACCUGAACAUCGGGCCUGCUCGCCUGAACGUCGGCCCUUCGGACUUCCACAAGGGUCCUGCAGGAGAGUAUACCGGUCUUCCUACGCCUUACAAAGGGCUCUCCUCACUGGCCAAAGGUCCUUCCCAAAAGAUCCUGGGCCCGGCUAGUACGCGACGUUCAACGGAAGCCCUUCACUGAAGCUGAAGCGCCGUGGCCCUUUCAGCUCUUCUGCAGCCGCCGCUUUGUACUCUGAACGCGGGGACUCGUAUCCCGUCGUCACCGCUUUCCUUUCACAGGAGCUUUGCACGCGCGCUCUCUUAGUACUGUCUCUGCAUGUCUGUCAAAACUGCAACAUGAUAUUCAAUCCACGUAUUUAAGCCUCACGGACGUACGAAGGGCACCAAGAGAUUCACGGAUAAGAAUAAAUAGAUAAAGAAAAGAAAAAAAUGUUCACUUCGCUACGGUUUAUUUAUUAUCACAGCUAAUUUCAUAUACUGUUGGCGACGCUGCGGAGAUAAUAUCUAUUUUUACACGGAGGAAAGAUAGAUCAACGGACGUUAGCCAAGAUUUUUUUGUAUAUAUAGAAGUCUCUCCAAAUACAGGAGCUGCCUUAUUCAU
Molecule: messenger RNA, 2161 nt
Organism: Penaeus vannamei (Pacific white shrimp)
Lineage: Eukaryota; Metazoa; Arthropoda; Malacostraca; Decapoda; Penaeidae
Source: RefSeq, a predicted model, not a curated record